This is a messenger RNA of Colletotrichum fioriniae, 2103 nucleotides long. RefSeq lists its product as uncharacterized. Gene Ontology annotation, cellular component: cytosol. Lineage: Eukaryota; Fungi; Ascomycota; Sordariomycetes; Glomerellales; Glomerellaceae. The record is from RefSeq and is a predicted model, not a curated record. Gene Ontology annotation, molecular function: FMN binding; flavin adenine dinucleotide binding; NADPH-hemoprotein reductase activity.
AUGGAGGCUUACUUUGGAAUGAACAACACCCAGAAUCGCUUUUUUGCUGACGCUAUCAAUCCUGUCUCCAAGAAGAGUAGCUAUGACGAUAUUAUUCUCUUACCUUUGGUUGUCCUAGGCUCCCUGUACGUCUUCAACAAAGGAAGCCUUUUGCCCAGGAGAGACCCAUUUCGCUACAAGUGGUUUGAGAAACCACAACUGCACCGAACGCAAAAUCUCGUUAAUAAGAAGAAGACACGCAACAUUUCGGAAAAGAUCGAAGAGCUUCGAUCUGAUAUUGUCAUAUUUUGGGGCUCCCAGUCCGGCACCGCAGAGGCCUUUGCCCACCGCCUUGCUCGAGACUUCCACCAAAGAUUCAAGCUCAACGCUCUAGUAGCGGACCUGUCCGACUAUGACCCAGAGACCGUUUCGCUUAUCCCGGGGUCCAAGUUGGCUGUGUUCAUCAUGUCGACCUACGGCGAGGGCGACCCGAGCGACAAUGCUCAAGACUUUGUCAACUGGGCUGUCGCAGCCACCGGUGUCUCCCUCGCCCACCUCAACUACGCCGCUUUCGGGUGCGGCAACAGCAAUUACCGCUUAUACAACAAAGUCAUCGAUGAUGUCGCCGUUGCCUUGUCCAAAUUCAGUGCCAUCGCGGUUUUGCCCACUGGCAAAGGCAAUGAAGCUACCCGAACGACAGAGGAAGACUUUAUGGACUGGAAAGAGAGCCUUUUCAAGAUUCUGGUCUCCAAUUUCGACUACAAGGAGCAUGAAAUAGCAUACGGGCCCAGCGUAGGCAUCGUUCAUAGCGAUAGCAAUGACUUGCAUGUUGGCGAGCCGUUUCACAAACCGCACUCUAGAAAAGCGACCACACUCCAAUCUCCUAUUGCUUUCCUUCCGGUCAAGAACAAGCGAGAACUCGCGAGAUACGAUCAGCGAGGCCGCAGUUGCAUUGAUCUCGAAGUGGAUCUCACUGCCCGCCCCGAAAUCAAGUACAAGACUGGGGAUCACAUCGCUAUCUGGCCCGUGAACCCAGAUGAGGAAAUUGGCAUUCUUAUUCGCAGUCUCGGACUCCAGUCUCGGCAAACGGAAGCUAUCUGCGUUGUUCCCCAGUCGGCAGACGAGGAGCCAAAGGUUCCCAGCCCGACAACGGUGCAGGCUUUGUUCCGGCAUUAUCUGGAGAUCUGCGCCGCAGUUCCUCGCGAGACAGUUUUAUCGUUGGCUCAAUUCGCACCCAGUCAAAUGGUAAAGACGGAGCUGAUGACAAUCGGUAACGACAGGGAGGUUUACUCCAAGUUUCUCGAAGCAAACCAUUUGACCCUGGCCCGACUUCUCGAGUACACCAUCGCCGUCGAUCCGGCGGUCACAUGGGCUGGUCUACCACUCACAUUUAUCAUCGACUUCCUGCCUGCCAUGCAGCCACGUCUCUAUUCUAUCUCUACUUCACGGAUCACAUCGCCCCGGAGUGUGGGCCUGACUGUGUCAGUCAAGCCGUCGCAGUUACUUGCGAAUCAAGAUGUCACCAUUCCUGGACUCACGAGCACAUUCUUAUGUGGAAUCCAACCUAAAAACCCUUCUUCGUCAGAGAAGACAUCAAUGCACUCAUGCUGUGUUCAUGCUCAGAUUCGUGGCUCAACAUUUAAGCUACCGUUCCUUUCAUCCGUCCCUCUGAUCAUGGUGGCAGCCGGUACUGGGGUUGCCCCCUUCCGCGCAUUCAUCCAAGAGCGUGCUAGACUUGCUUCAGUAGGCAAGGAUGUCGGCCGAAUGAUGUUGUUUUUUGGAUGUCAGAACGAGAGCGACUAUCUCUACCGUGACGAGUUUGCCGGGUGGAUGACCGGACCUCUCGCCAACAAGCUAGAGAUCGUAACAGCAUUUUCAAGAGCAGGCAGUGAGAAGUGCUACGUUCAGAACAAAGUGGAAGCAAGAGGUAAUGAUGUUGGGAGAAUGCUGCUGGAAGAUGAUGCCGCUUUCUACAUCUGCGGUGCAGCGAACAUGGCGAAAGCUGUUGGCAUGGCGGUCCAGAGCGUUUUGAAACAAGAGAAUGGCUGGGAAGCAUCACAGGUGGAGAGCUGGAGACAGAACAGGAAGAAGUCCAAGAGAUGGUUUGAGGAUGUUUGGAGUUAG